AUUUAUGAUGAGGUCCAUAAAUCAUCAACAAAAGCUUUUGAUGAAAUAAGUCGAGAAAUAUAUAAUCGUGUGGUUGAUAAAAAACAAUUGAAGGAUGAAAAAAUUUCUAGCACCUUUGAAGAUAUAGUCAAUUCGGAGGAAUCUCCAGUUAUAGAACAAAUAGAGGAUGCAAAAGAUUUCAUCAGACGAUUCCAAAUAAAACCGGAAAGUGAUGGUGUUUUCUUCGUAAAUGGAAAAUAUUUUGAUAUGGAUGAGAGUUAUCAACGCAACAUGAUUCAAAUGAUCAAUGAGUACACAGGAUUUUUGCAGCAAAAAGUUUAUGUGGGAGAAAUUAAUGAUAUCACCGACAUUUAUGAUUAUUUCAUGACCUUGCCGGGU
Racocetra persica is the source of this 378-nucleotide messenger RNA. NCBI's taxonomy places the organism in Eukaryota, Fungi, Glomeromycota, Glomeromycetes, Diversisporales, Gigasporaceae. The record is from the annotation of a GenBank genome assembly.